Molecule: messenger RNA, 1464 nt
Organism: Eptesicus fuscus (big brown bat)
Lineage: Eukaryota; Metazoa; Chordata; Mammalia; Chiroptera; Vespertilionidae
Gene: SLC7A9
Product: solute carrier family 7 member 9
Exons: 12
Coding region: 1-1464 (487 amino acids)
Biological process (GO): amino acid transmembrane transport
Cellular component (GO): membrane
Molecular function (GO): L-amino acid transmembrane transporter activity
Source: RefSeq, a predicted model, not a curated record
AUGGAGGAGACAAGCCUGAGAAAAAGGCGAGAGGAUCAGAAGUCCAUCCAGAGUAAUGAACCCAAGACCACAAGUCUCCAAAAGGAGGUGGGCCUGCUCAGCGGCAUCUGCAUUAUCGUGGGCACCAUCAUCGGCUCUGGGAUCUUCAUUUCCCCCAAGUCUGUGCUCAGCAACACGGAAGCCGUGGGGCCCUGUCUCAUCAUAUGGGCGGCGUGUGGCAUUCUUGCAACACUGGGUGCUCUGUGCUUUGCGGAGCUUGGCACGAUGAUCACCAAGUCAGGGGGCGAGUACCCAUACCUGAUGGAGGCCUUCGGCCCCAUCCCUGCCUACCUCUUUUCCUGGACCAGCCUGUUCAUCAUUAAGCCCUCCUCCUUCGCCAUCAUCUGCCUCAGCUUUGCCGAGUAUGCGUCCGCGCCCUUCUACGCGGGCUGCCAGCCUCCUCAGGUGGUUGUUAAGUGCCUGGCGGCCGCGGCCAUCUUGGUCAUCACUACGGUGAAUGCGCUGAGCGUGCGGCUGGGCAGCUACGUCCAGAACGUGUUCACAGCGGCCAAGCUGGUGAUCGUGGCCAUCAUCAUCAUCAGCGGGCUUGUCCUCCUGGCUCAAGGAAAUACAAAGAACUUUGAAAAUUCUUUUGAGGGCGCAAAGCUGUCCGUGGGAGCCAUCAGUCUGGCAUUUUAUAACGGACUCUGGGCGUACGACGGAUGGAAUCAACUCAAUUACAUCACAGAGGAACUUAAAAACCCUUUCAGAAACCUGCCCCUGGCUAUCGUCAUCGGGAUCCCGCUGGUGACAGGGUGCUACAUCCUCAUGAAUGUGUCCUACUUCACCGUGAUGACAGCGACCGAGCUCCUGCAGUCACAGGCGGUGGCCGUGACAUUUGGUGACCGUGUUCUCUAUCCAGCCUCUUGGGUCGUUCCACUCUUUGUGGCAUUUUCAACCAUUGGUGCUGCUAACGGGACCUGCUUUACAGCGGGCAGACUCGUUUAUGUUGCGGGCCGGGAAGGCCACAUGCUGAAAGUGCUCUCUUACAUUAGCGUCAAGCGCCUGACUCCAGCCCCUGCCAUCAUCUUUUAUGGUAUCAUAGCCACCAUUUAUAUCAUUCCUGGUGAUAUAAACUCAUUAGUCAACUACUUCAGUUUUGCUGCCUGGAUGUUUUAUGGCCUGACGGUUUUGGGGCUGAUCGUGAUGAGGUUCACGAGGAAAGACCUGGAAAGACCUAUCAAGGUGCCCAUUUUCAUCCCCGUCUUGGUGACUCUCAUAUCCGUGUUUUUGGUUUUGGCCCCAAUCAUCAGCAAACCCGAAUGGGAGUACCUCUACUGCAUGUUAUUUAUACUGAGCGGCACUAUGUUUUACUUCCUUUUUGUCCACUACAAGUUUGGAUGGGCUCAGAAAAUCUCAAAGCCCAUCACCAUGCACCUUCAGAUGCUGAUGGAAGUUGUGCCACCGGAGGAAGCUCCCGAGUAA